GCUCAGUAACAAGGUUUACAUCAAGACGUAAAGUACUAAUAACUCAAUGUUAAUUAUCGUUAAUACUAAUUUAGUUUAAAAUUUGGAUUUCUUGAUUGGACAUUUCUCAAAGAGGAAUAUCAUUCAUAUUUGUUAUUUGUAUAAUGAGAACGAUAUCAUGAACCAUGUGGGAGAACGCUCUGACGCUGCUGAAUUUGUUCGUCGUGAUACUGGUAUUAGUUUUACAAAUACUCGUCCUAUGCACCCCCCGUCGUACAGGAAUUUGCGGACAUUUGCGUGUUGCUAUGGAGGAAAAGGUUUCACUGACACUAACCCCUGAUGAAGAUUUAUCUGCCUGUCUCUUUGCAUUUUUUAAAGCGAAAUGUGAUUCAAAACAAUUCCAAGACAUAAGUGCUAAAGAAGACAUAAAACAGCAGCUACCUGCGAUAGAUUUUCCUGAUAAAUCUGAUAACAAGUGUAAUGUGUGUGCUAAAGAAAGAGUAUGCAGCUGCAGCUUUCCCCUGUCCGCAUGCGAACAAAAUUCAACUGAAGAUACUAGCAACAAUGACAAUUGUUUGGUGGAUGAAACUGACACUACAGCUAUUGAUAUUGGUAGUGUGGAGAGUGAAACCGAUCAGGGGGAAGAUGAGAAUAUUGACAGUCAAUGCAGCUCCUUUGAUACAAAUGAAGCGAAAUUACAAAGGAAUAUUAAAAGGCAUGACGAGGUUGAGAUAUGCCAUGGGCCAUCAGAGUUUGACUUUGCGGAAGCAAAACAUGAGCAAUCCAACAAUCAUGAUCAGGUUGAUGGAAAAAGUCAAAGGAAUAACAAAGUCAAUAUACCAGGAGAAAGAAGUGUAUCCUUGCAUUUGGACGUACACGCUAACAUUGAUAGAUAUGAUACUGUUUUAUUGAACGAAAAAGUCGAUAAUAAUUCCCAGAAUAACAAUGAAAUGACAAUCCCGAUAUCAUGGAAUGAUAUUCCUGAUGCUGAUUUUGAAGUGAAUAAUGUGUCCUCUGUAAGUCUACACGAGGCUUCAAAAAUACCCGCAAUUCGCGAAUCAUGUGGCAAUGAAUUAGGACAUCGAAAUAACGUAGCAUUUGGACAGAACUCGCCCCUCGAUUCUUCUGCUCAAGACUGUUCCGUUGAAGAAAAUGUUAUGUAUAAAAAUUGCCAUAAUGGAAAAGAAGAUUAUUGUCGCCCUGCUGUAGCUAUUAAUACAACCUGUAACUAUGCAUACGAUACGUGUGAGUUUACUGCUUCUGUAAAUAGCUGUAUUGAAAGAAAUCAAAAUAGUUACAAUGGAACGGAUGAUAAUGCAUUUGUAAGUACUGAUUGUACAAUUGAGAACACUGAUGUAUGUUUUAACAACGUUAAUAACAACGGUGACCAAUACAAAGCUGAAAGAUAUUCAAACUCCAUGACAAAGCAAGAUGAACAUGAUUUCAAAUGCCAGGGUGUGCAAGAACCUUUCAGUGAAAAGGAAUCGAUUGAACCUUAUGAACACAUCAUUUCUAAUGAUACAACAUGUGGAAGCGACAUUAACGACAUGAAUCGUGAUUUAUAUGUCUCUGAAAGCUUGUGUGCGCAAGGCUUAGAUAACACGUGCUCAUCCAAAUGUAAUGUGUUCGAUACAAGAAACAGUGCAUUAGACACCGAUCUGAUUGAGUCUAUUCGUAAGAAGUGUUCUUCUGUUGAACAAGACAAAAACGUUGUUUGUAAUGACUUAAGUCAUCACGGCCCAGAUGCUGCCCAACCUGUUCCAGUCUCUGAAUAUAUCCCCGAGCAAGAUCACAUCGACCCUCAAAUAGAAAGUAUCACUGAAAUUGAAACCGAGACAAAGCUACAACAAUGUCUAGAUGAAGAACUACAAUGCGGAUCAGAGUUCGACCCUUAUGAUUUCGUCGACGAAGUGGACUACCUGACAUCAGACGUUUUCUAUGUGAAAGUUCACAAGCCGUCUCUGAAAAAACUGCAAGUAAAGAUUCUCGGUGAUGCUGAAGAAAAUGCUACGAAAGAAUCUAAAACUGCAGGCAAGGAAAAUGAUAAUCAAGAUUGUAUUACUGUUAUAGAUGGAAAAACUUCGAAUACAAAAACAUCUAACGAAAACGCCGUCAAGAAAAUGGUCAUGGGUGUCAACAGAUGUGUUGUUGAAGCGCCUCAAGAGGCAUCUGGACAUUUUUUUCCUGAUUGUGGUAGUAAAGAUGUCAAGGAACAGAAGGAAACACCAUCCACUUCAGUUUUUCACAACCGGACUAGACAAAGGACUAUUGCAUGUACAGGGCCUUCUUCGCAACAACAACAAAAUAACAGUUACACCUUUGCAAUAUCCUGUAAAACAAACAUGGACUUUAUGCUCAUGGACACCCCGACCCUUAUAAUUCAAAUGUCCUUCCCGAAGACAUCAAUCGCGAGAAAGAAUAAUGUUUAUGCUAUCUGUCGACCAAAGAAACAGUCCAAUCCAAUUAGUGGUCAAGCUCACAUUUGGGCAGACUCUCGUUUCGCUCUUGCGGUGGAUAAGGUGUGGGUAAGCUGUAAAGCUGCAUUUCAGAAACAUCCUAUUACAGUACCAUGGGCUUCUUGUUCGGGUACCAUUGAACUAAAACUCAGCUUCCAGCAACCGCUUAACGAUAGAGGCAUUGAACAUUAUUUAAAGCGACAGCUACAAAAUGUUAACGAAGGGCAUAUGAGUCUACAUGAAGCGAAGAAGUCUGAAGAAGCUGAUACUGUAAUUGUAUUCCCAAGUCAAGAAACAUGCGAUCAAAGCUCCCUACCAAUCCAGAUUAAACCUUCUAUCCGUGGUCAAAGAGAGUCACCCAUCAGUUUGCAGAAGGAACAACCACUGCGUGACAUAUUGAAAACGGAUGUAGAACUUUAUACCCCUGAAAAAGACAGUGAAGGCAGUUUCCUGCUGCACAACUUCCAUCAUGAAAAAGGCAUAACAGAAACAGAUGCAUUUCCUGAUAUACGCUUAAAUCCUGGAGUCCAACUACUUGCGAACGAUGUGGACACCAUGAUUAAGCUUGAAGUAUCGAGCGCAAAACAUAAGCAAAAGGGGUCAAUUCAGAUACGGGAAGACAAUCAUAUGUGUGUGCAUUUACGCCAAGAAGUUGAUGAUGGCUACAACAGUUUUGAGAGUGAAACGGAUGGCGUCACUUAUACAGAUUGCGAUAUUGAAGUCGAUACUGUUCCUGACAUCCAAGUUCAAUUAAAAGAAACGAACAGUUUGCAAAAACUGACACCUGAAUGUUUCCAAUGUCAUCGUGGACCUUAUUCUGACGGCCAAUUUCCUGUCAAGUGCUAUACAAAUCAAGCCUUGAAGUCGGAUUCUUCAACUUGCCAAACCGUCGACGAAGUGGGCUACUUGGCAUCAGACGUUUGUUACAUGGAAGUUCACAAGCCGUCUCUGAAAAAUAUGCAAGUAAAAAUUCUCGGUGAUGCUGAACAGAAUGCUACGAAAGAAUCUAAAACUGAAGACAAGGAAAAUGAUAGUGAAGAUUGUACAACUAUUAUGGAAGGAAACCUUUGUAAUACAACAGCAUCUAAAAAAACUGCCGUCAACAAAGUGUUCAUUGAUGUCAACAGAUGUGAUGUUGAAGCGCCUCAAGAGGCAUCCAGACAAUGGUUUCCUGAUUCCGGUAGCAAAGAUAUCAAGGAACCGAGCGAAACGCUACUCACUUCAGACAUAACCGAAACAGAUGCAAUUCCUGACAAACCCUUAAAUCCUGGAGCCCAACUACUUGCGAACGAUGUGGACACCAUAAUUAAGGUAGGACAACAACGACCCAGCUGUUUGAAUCCGACACUUCCCGACAGGUUAUGUCCGAAAAGCAGGCCAGAACAUUUAGCUAACACUGCUGAGGAGUUGCAUCAGGUCCACGAAACGCAACUAAAGAGUGAAGUUUCGAGCGUAAAACAUAGUCCAGGACGUAAAAUUAAGAUAGGAGAAGACAAUUCUAUGUUCGUCAAUCUACGCCAAGAUGUUGUUGGUGGUUACAGUAGUUUAGAAAGUGAAACGGGAGGCGUCAUACAUACCGAUUGCGAAAUUGAAGUGGAUACUGCUCCUGACGUGCGAGAUAAUGCAAACAUUUUGCAAAUAUUAAGACCUGAAGAUCUCCAGUGUAAUCGUGGAAAUCAUUCAAGCGACCCGUAUCCAAACAGUUGCUAUAACGACCAAGCCUCGGAGUCGGAUUCUACAACUUACGAAAGAGUACUUCUGACGGUAACACGUUGCAGCAACAACUUUCAGUCUCAACAGAAGAUCAAUCUUGUUGUUGUGUCCGACUGUGUGUCACUAAAGGACUCAACCAUUCAAGAUGGGGAGCAAAACACCAUCACCCUAGAUAGGUCCAGCAGCGAUAGUGCGUACAAUAGUAUGGACUCCUUUUCAUCGGAUGGGAACGAACAAUUCUUACAAUAGUUUGCAUGGAGCAACUUAUGUCAGCAACGAUGAUUUUUACAGCAGUAUGGAUUCCAUGCCGUCUAAGAGGAACAAAUUCGAGAGUUUUGAUAUUAAUAGGUACCAAGCAUCUGACGUCAGCAAUAAUGAUUCCGACAGUUGUAUGGAUUCCACGUCAUCUAAGAGGAACAAGGAAUUCGAGAGUUUUAAUAGAAGUAGGUACGAAGGAUCUGACGUCAGCAACAAUGAAUUCUACCACAGUAUGGAUCCCAUGUCAUUUCAGGGGAAUAAACAAUUCGAGAGAUCUAAUACAAGUAGGUACGAAAAAUCUGACGUCACCAAUAAUGAUUCUUACAGAAGUAGGGAUUCCACGUCAUCUGAGAGGAACAAACAAUUCCAGAGUUCUAAUAGACGUAGGUACCAAAGGUCUGACAUCAGCAACAAUGAUUCAUACAAAAGUAUGGAUUCCAUGUCAUCUGAGAGUAACAAACAGUUCGAGAGUCCUAAUAGAAGUAGGUACGAAGCAUCUGACGUCAGCAACAAUGAUUCCGACAGUAGUAUUUAUGGAUCAUCGGACAUCAGCAACAAUAUCUUUUAAUAUAGUCCAUGGCGAAAUUGACACGGAGUGUCACAUUGAAGAUUCAUGCUGUCCAAAUUGCAAGGAUGACGAUGCAGCCGUUGGCAUAAAAUGUAAAAUGAAACCCACUGAAACGAAUGACAAAGAAUGGUAUCAAAAUAUUAGCGAUUGGGAACUCAGCGUUAUAGAAAAAUCCGAAACAUUCAUUAAAUAUAGUGUCCAGGAAAAGAAAAUGGCAGUACAAGCGACACCUGAAUAUAUCAGAAUGCAGUGUUAUCAGAAUCAAAGCAAAAGAACUGAUAUAAGUACAAACUCAACAAGAAACGACAACAUGCACACUUUUAGAGUUGAAGACCAGCCUCAUUUAACAGAUAGCACUGUUUCACAUGCAUUUGGACAAGUUGGAGAAAACACAGAUUUUCGCAUCUGUACUAUACCCGUGCCGCCAACAUUAGAGCAACAAAGAUUUCAUUUGCAAUCUUCAAGGGUUGGGCAUCAGUGUAAUGUUGAAGUUGGCACAGUGUUUGACCCUUUGGAGCGUGAAAAAGAGUAUCGCACCUGCAUUUUAUCGCCAACAUUAGAACCAGCGGUGGGUAAAAAAGAUGACCGCAUCUGUAUUAAAGACGGGAGCCAGAUAGUCUUGUCAAUUGGAGAACAAGACAUGCACAUAUACGAUAUUGAAGAAUGUAUGCGAGAAAGAAAGAAAACGGGUUUGCAAAUAUUGAAAGGAAAUCGUAUUCUACUAGCAGGAUGUUCGAUAAAGCUUUCAAUAAAGGGGAGAUAUGACAUCAUAGCCGUUCAAGUUGGAAAUAGAAACAUAGUACAAGUCAACACUUGACAAAGGAACAUAUAUAUAUAUAUAAUUUCUCCAACGCAACGGCUUUAAAGAUGACAUUUUCAAUAUACCUUCGGUAUUGUUUGAAAAACAACACCCAAAAAAGUUAUAUCAGUUUCAAUGAACUGAAAACUCUUAUUUGAGUUCAACUAAAUUCAGUUUCCAGGAUUUUCCGCUAGAGGAACUUGCGACUUAGGGUACACUUCGAGACUGAUGUCCUUCGAUCUUAAAAUAUUUACAUUAAAUGUGGGUUUGGGUGUCUUCGCCCGUGAACAUAUUGACAAAUAUAAGUUUAAAAUCGUGCAUUUUGAUGUAUUUUAUGUUCUUUCUAUCAUUUUUGCAUCAACAUUUCACUUGGAUAAUUUGACAUGUGUAUAGAGCGUGGGGAGGAGCGUAAUGCACUAGUGGAAAAAGUAGGUAAUUCGUCUGAAUUCUUGUAACUUUGAACACGUAUAUAUAGCUAGUAGUUUUAUGUAUAUUGAUUGAUUAAGUUGGCUAUUUGAAUUUCAUUUUAUAUGUCAAUUAUUAAAAGAAUAGUAUAAGAUGAUUGUAAGAAGUAUAUUGCAUGAUAUCGCUAAGCGUAUCUGAACAAUUGUUAUUAUAAAGAUGAUUGUUAAAACAUAAUAUUAUUUUUUUCAUUUUCAUCAUGUUCACAGUAUAUUGUAAAAAGGCGUCCGGAACAUACAUUACAUGUUGAUUCAAUAUUUAUAAUUGAAUAUGGAAUGAUUUUUUUCAUUUCCAUGUUUUCUCUUGCAUCAGCACUUUACAAUUUUUGACUAAUUACUAGUCGCGAACUAAUUCGAAAAAUUCAAUUAAAAUUGGCAAUUUUUAAAGCAAAAUUCUAAUAGUGUUAGUAAAGCAAUGGCCAAUGACCGUUUGGAAAGCCGGAAAAACAUUUGAUCCCAGUAAACAAGCAGAACGAGGUAAAGAAAAAGGCGCAAUAAUAGAAGGACCUUUUUUAUUCAUCGAUUGGGAACUCAAUAAACCAACCGACUCGACCGAGCAAAUGUCAGUCUAUCCUGGAACAAUUAUGGAUUGGAAUUGAAGAAUGUGCGAUCAAGAUUUUAUAGCAAUAAUAUAUAAUAAAGAUAAUGCUGUAUUAACAUGGACUUGGAUUUCAAAUACUAUACAUGAACAUUUCAAUUUAUAGUUGUGAAUAUUUUAUAUUUAAAUAUGGUAGCAAUUCAUUACAUUUCAGGAAAGAGUGUUGAAUGGCGGGGCAUAUCUGUAUAUUUGAAAAAAAAACAUGAAAUUCAAAACUCAUUAUAAUUGUAUAUAUCGAUGUGGCAUAUUGUAGAAUUUAUUUGUUUCGAUGUCAUUAAUUCCAUUGUACAUAAUCACUUCAUUCAGUUCAAGUAUCUGUAUAAUAUGGAAAAAGGUCCAUACUUUACCAUUCGAGAUUAUAAGUAUCUUCCAUGGCCGAGAGUGUAAGAUAGGUCCAUUCCGACCCGAGCGUAGGGUGUUUUGCGGAAACGAGGUUUACCGAGUUUCCGCAAAACACCCUGCGCGAGGGUCGGGAUGAACCUAUCUUACACGAGCGGCUAUGGUAGAUGCUUUUUCUCCCACCUAAGUCAAACAAAAUAAAGUAAAAAUGUAUUUUUUUACCGGAACUCUUUUGUGCUAAGUAAAAAUAAUUGCGUACGGAUAUGCAAUAAUUCGUGGUUGUCAUGGAUAUUCGCGCAGUGAUUUAGAGUAUGUAAAUGGUCUGACGGUCUUUAAAUAGUUCUAAGAAGAGUGAAGCAUUAUUUCUUGAAAGGUGCGUGAAAACUGUUUUCUGGUGACAUUUGAAGCGAGAAAUAAUUAACUCGUGUUCUAAAUAUUGCGACCAGACAAGGUUUCCAUGAUGCGCUACAGACUUCAACAAGGGAGGUAAUUACAAUGUGGUGACUCUUAAAAGAAGUUCCAUACGGGCAUUUUAUCUUCGACCGUGUGCAAGAUAAGAAUUUUGAGCAUGGUUAAAUUAAUGGAUCUACUUAUCUGAGGUGGGAGAAAAUAUACUUAUGUAUGUAUGAAUUGUAUAUGUAUGCAUUUUGUAUGAUGCUAUGAUGAGCUAUUUAUGCUUGAGUCAAAAAUCAAUAUUCUGUUAUGUUGCUGUUGUGAACAAGUUUAUUUCCCACAUUUUCUGUGGCUAAGAUAUUUUCAUUUAUAUUUUAUUUCUUGUAUUAUGCAUUUUAUCUGUGUUAGAUAAUGUAGAUAUUGAUUCGUUAACAAAAUGGAUCUGGUAUUGACCUUUAAGCUUAGAAUAUUUAAUGCAAUGAGAGGUUUCGGGUCAAAUCAUAUUGUACCUGGCUGAUAUAUAGAACAUAAAUAUAUAAUAUAUGGUAUUCCUGCCAUUGGUCCAGAUGUAAACCACCAUGGUUCUUAAGAUUCAUGUGGGAAAAAGGUUAGUACACACGUGUAAGUUGAAAAGGAAAUGAAAGUCUUCGCAAAGAUAGUACGUGUAACAUAGUUGCUUAUAUUGUUAUAUUAUUUGUUAUUCGGACAUGAUGUUUACUUAUUUUUUUUGAUAAUGUAUCAUGCAUAUUGGUUAAUCAAUAUUUUGGCACGCAGCCAAUUGUACAAAACCACUAAAGUAUUUGUUUUGAGUAAGCCAAAAAAGUUAUUCAGCGGUCAAUGCCAUUAGAAGAAGAUGAUAUUAACAACAAAGCAAAUCAUUUCAAGAUGCACUCUUACUCACAAAUAAGAUUUACCACAACCAAUAGUAUUGUUUUAAUAUUUUAAAAAAGAUGAAUAAAUGUAGAAAACAAUGGUUCUUAUGAAGGAUACAGAGUAUAAUUUGAGAGAAAUGAGCAUAAAACACGGUAUUUCUACAUUAUGAGACUAUAGUAGACCACAGUAAAGUUCUUAGUAUUCACCAAUCAUUUAACAUUUUUGCGCUUUCUGCUAUUAAAUACACGGUUACAAUCUUGUUAUCAGUAAUUAAUAUUUUCCAUAAAUGUUUUACUUAAUAAGUAGCUAAAGAAUGUUCAGUCAAAAUUGAUGUUUGUUAUACAUGUGUAUAUAUUGAUUUUGAUUAAAAGUGCCACUUUAAAUGUUCAA
This is a messenger RNA of Mya arenaria, 8827 nucleotides long. RefSeq lists its product as uncharacterized. The record is from RefSeq and is a predicted model, not a curated record. The transcript is spliced from 19 exons. NCBI's taxonomy places the organism in Eukaryota, Metazoa, Mollusca, Bivalvia, Myida, Myidae. Bases 165 to 4397 code for a protein of 1410 amino acids.